Molecule: messenger RNA, 1122 nt
Organism: Aspergillus clavatus NRRL 1
Lineage: Eukaryota; Fungi; Ascomycota; Eurotiomycetes; Eurotiales; Aspergillaceae
Product: glycosyltransferase family 32 protein
Exons: 2
Coding region: 1-1122 (373 amino acids)
Biological process (GO): mannosyl-inositol phosphorylceramide biosynthetic process
Molecular function (GO): mannosyltransferase activity
Source: RefSeq, a predicted model, not a curated record
AUGCUAUCCGAGGCUCGUUUUCCCCCUUCGCUCCUUCGUCGGCUGGGCGCGCAAUGCUCUCGCCGGCGGUAUCAGUACUGCUUUGGAGCGGCUAUCCUGAUCUUCAUCCUAUACCACUUCCAGGAGGCCGUCGUUCCCCUUGAAUCGCGCGCAAAACUCACUUCACAUCUGUCCAAACCCUCCAUAGCCCGUGAAGUGUCAGCGCGAGAGCUGCUAGCACGCCCAAUUUCGCGUGACCCGGUCACGAUUCCCAAGAUUAUCCAUCAAACAUGGUUUCCAGCUGGGAGCAACAUGUCGGGGCGUGCCCAAGCUUGGGUACAGACAAUGAGAGAGCAGAACCCAGAUUGGGAAUGGGUGCUCUGGGAUGACCAGACCAACAACAUGCUGGUCCAGCAAUAUUUCCCGUGGUUCUGGGACGAGUAUGCCGCGUUGCCCAAGGAGAUUUUGCGCGCUGAUCUGGUCCGCAACUUCUAUAUGUAUCUGUUUGGAGGCAUGUAUGCGGAUGUGGAUACCGAAGCUCUCAUCCCUGUCGAGCCACUCUUCACAGGACACGGAACCUCGCUGGCUGCGCACAAGACGAUCCUCUCGUCUUCUCACCGUAGCCAAAAUCGCCGUGUUCAAAGAGCCUUUAUGGGAAGAAUGGCUCAUAGCGAAGACCUCAUGAGUUCGGCAGCUGUUCCCAACGGCUGGAUGGCAUCUCCCCCAGGACAUCCUUUCUGGCUCAUGGCCAUCUUGUUUGUGCUGGAGCACCCGGAAGGCACUGGCGAUGGCUCUGUGGAAGGUUUGACUGGGCCUGGUGCUCUAAGCCUUAUGAUUAAGAACUAUUAUGCGCAUUCUGGAGCUGAAUCAAUGAAACAGCAUGUUUGUCAUCGAAUUCGGCAGCGCCAGCCUUCGUGGUCGUUGUUCUGUGAAGAGGAGUACCUGAAUGACGAACGGCUACACGAUGCUCUGGUCCUCCUCCCGCGACAACAGAUUUAUCCAUUCAGUUGGGCUGAUGAUCAGGACUCGGUAUGUUUGGCGGCUCAUGAUAAUCCUCUUUUUAAUGCCGAUGAAUGCAAGAGGUUGAUGGACGUGGAGGCCUGGCCGAGCUAUUUCAUUACAUACUGCACACACUCAUGGUAG